CACAUCCGGAAAUAGCCAUCUUGCCCUUUGUUCCUUUUCCUCUUUGAGUGAUAUUUUUGCUCAACGUGGGGUUUGGUUUCAUGUUAUUGUAAACAUGUCACCUCAAGUGACCCCACAUUCCAAAUCCAGUUGUCCUGUUGUCCAGUCUGUGGCAAUCAGUGUGGUAGCAAACAGUCAAAAUGGUUGCGAGGUGCAGAAGGCUUGCGUGCCUUUGGAAUGAAAGGGUGACAUGCGGCCCGCCCUCUUCUUGGGUUCAUUCAGUACCUCACGAUCCCGUGAAGAGCAUGAGACAUUUGUUGAAAGCAUAAACAUGCAACUUUUAAUAUACGAUAAAGUUCCAUUGUUCGAGCAUUGUGCCCGGCGCGUUAAUUCGUUCAAGGUUACGAGUAGUUCAUGCUGUUGUUUUUUAUAUAUUUUUUUUUUGUUGAGGACUACUGAGAAGAGCAACGUGGUGAAGUAUGGCGUGAGCCCUCAAUGUUUGGGAAACGUGUCUGUGAUGAGACAGCCAGAGUCUAGCACCAGAUUAUUUGUGAAGCAUGAAGCGGUCUGCGGCAAGCAUGGAAGAACCGCCCAGUGGGGACGAGAUUCAAGCCCAAGGACGUAAACCUCAGGAUUGCCAAGAGGUCGUGAUAGACGGAGCGGCAAUGCUCGAGGCAGUAGAAGCCAUUGUGUCUUCUGAUGAUGCCACAUCUCAAUCCAACAUCAUCCUCCAGGAGUCAGAUGGAAGCACUCUUCUAACUCAGCUCGUUGAAGGGUCUCAGGUAGGGGUGAUUGCUCAGCACAUGGACAUCACAGAGCCUUUGACAACAUUACGAUCGCUGCUCGAGCAGCGGCUCGGGAUCACGUUGCACGACUAUGCGUUCUUUCUCCAAGAUACACAAGAGUUACAUUCAGAUAAGAAUCUGGUGGACCAGUGUGUUCAAGGAGAAGGUCUGGUGCAAGUAAACGUGGAAAUCAGCAACAAAGAUGGUUUGAAAAAGAUCAACAUCGUGGAUGUUUUGAAGCCUGCUGAAGAGAUCCUGACUGUGCCGCCCACCACCACGACUAUCCAGCAAGACACCGAUCUCAUCGGGGAGCCCCCAGUUGUGAGAAAAGUGGUCCUUCCAGAACAAGAGGAGCCUGAAAACAUCAGUCGAUGGAUCAUCUCGGGGGAGUUCAAGCAGGAGAUGGAAAAGCAUAAGAUACCAUCAGAUCCAACACUAUGGAAGCAGGAGCACGUUAUGCGUUGGCUGCAGUGGGCACAGAAACAGUUUUCUCUUCAAAAUCUCACAUCGACAGACUGGAACUUCACCGGAAAGCAGCUGUGCGAACUGACACAUGCAGAGUUUGUGCGCAGGGUCCCCUUUGAUCCUGGUGACCUGUUUUGGACACACCUCGAGUUGCUCAGAAAAUGCAAGAUAGUGGCCGUGAUACAACAGCCCAUGUACAUCCAGCAAGUACCCCAGCUCAUCGCAGUACCAAAGACGCCUACAUCCAAAGGAAGGAUCCGAGUGCCUAAACUCUCGCCCAGGGUUGCGUACGAAGGGUCACCAGGAAACCGGACAGGCAACAAUGGACAGAUUCAACUGUGGCAAUUCCUUCUCGAGAUGCUCACCGAGAAGGACAGCCGCGAAUAUAUUCAGUGGGUGGGAGACGAAGGGGAGUUCAAGCUCAACAACCCAGAGAUGGUUGCUCAAUUGUGGGGACUACGCAAGAACAAACCCACAAUGAACUAUGAGAAGCUCAGCCGUGCGCUCCGCUACUAUUAUGAUGGAGACAUGAUAGCAAAGGUUCAUGGCAAGCGUUUUGUCUACAAAUUUGUUUGCGACCUGAAGCAGCUUGUCGGCUACAGUGCGUCAGAACUCAAUCGACUUGUCUUGGAGUGUGAACAGAAAAAAAUGGAAAAGCUCGGCAACAGCAUCAUGUCAAUGACUACACUUGAAGUGCCUGCCAUGGACGCAGCUGAGGACCCUGAUGAUUUGUGAUACCGCUGCGACACACCCGUAUUUCUCUGUACAUGUCCACCUAUCCUCACUUCAGAAUUCCUUUACUUUGAACAAUCCUGUAUAGACUUAUCAUGGAGGUUGCAUCCCUGUAAGGAACUACGUAGCAUUGAGCUGGACUUGAUGAAAAAGAUGCAGAAAACCUUGAUAUGUGUACACUUAAGACCCCCUCGUUUCUGCACCAGCCUGUCGCAAAAUGUGUUGUACGUGGGCCUGAAUUGCAGAAUUUUUAUCCUUGAAAUAUAUUGCUAUGUGAUAUACUGGUUAUGUUUGGCAAAAAUUUGAGAACACUGUUGACUGGUAAGUACUACUUCAGUCUAUUUCUGCAAAUUAGCUGCAAGUGUACAAUCCUGCAGGACCCAAUUCAAUAAGGCAGUAUUGCAUGGGGGACUAGAUUGUAAGAUCGUUGUGCUGAAAAUUCAGCCUUUCAUACGACGGAAGAAAAUUUGUGAUUUGCACUUUGCAGAAAGGCAGUGAAUUGUACACUGAUUGUCAAUGUACAUUCUUAUAUUGAUGUAAAUACAAACUAAGAUGUAUCGUGUUCAGAUUAACAUUAUUCUGAAUAUUUGUUGAAGCUCUCAAGUGUUCUUUUCACUGUUGUAAAGUGCGUUAAUAGGCAGUGUUGACAGUGGCUCUGUGUGGGACAGGAAGGGGGGACCUUUGCUGUUCAUUACCUCUUUGUUGAUAACUGUCACGGUAAUAUUGCUUCUAAGUCUCUCACUGCCUAAAGGCAGGCACAAACUCUGACACUUAAGUUACCCUUUUUACGUUACAUAAUAUAUUUAGAGUCUGAAUUUUUAGAGAAAUAUUUUUUCUAAAUUUGGGGAGUAAAAAUCGGGUAAAUAAACAUGUGCUCUAAAUUCAUGCAAAUUUGGGUGAAAAAACUUCCAGUAUGCUAAAUUCGGGGGGGAAGGGCUCAGUUACCCAAACUAACUGUACUGGUUUGGUACAAAUGGUGAUGUAACUGCGUUUGCUUCAAAACCAGUUAGUGUGCAUUCCUACAGAUGUCUCAGUGAGGGCAAAAAUCUGGUUUCACCUUAAAGAGGAACCUUUGAUUCGGGGUGCAAAUUCGGGGGAGAAUCUGGUUAAACCCCAAAACUUCAAGCUCUAAAUAUAUUGUAGCGAUGGUGGCAAGACUGUGUACUGCGCUGUAUUUCAAAUUUUGUAAGUACCAUAAUUUGUCGACAUUCAGGUCUUGGAUGAUAUGUUCCUAGAAUUCAUCAUGGUCAUCACGAUGUGCAUUGUUAGUUACGUUAAAAUUCAGAGUAGCUUCAGAUUUGAUAUAAGCAUUUUGUCUGGCUGAGACAGAUUUUUGUCACUCCUAUAGUUUUCAUAUGACAUAUCAAUUACUUGUAAGCUCCCCCCUACACUCCCACACACACACUGCUGAGAUUCUGUUCUUCUAAACAGAGGCUUACACAGUUUCCUUAUGGCAUUAUGGACUGCGUUACUCAUGAAUUGCAAUUCUUGAUGCAAAAUGAGGUAAUCAUCAUUGUAAAACCUUAGUAAGUUUGCCUACUGUGCAUAGUCAUAUUGUAUAUAAUACACAGUGUUUCUGCCCGAUGGCAUCCUGUACAUAAAAUAUAUAAGUACACAUA
This is a messenger RNA of Ornithodoros turicata, 3580 nucleotides long. Its product is annotated as GA-binding protein alpha chain-like. Gene Ontology annotation, cellular component: nucleus. Gene Ontology annotation, molecular function: DNA-binding transcription factor activity, RNA polymerase II-specific; sequence-specific DNA binding. The record is from RefSeq and is a predicted model, not a curated record. NCBI's taxonomy places the organism in Eukaryota, Metazoa, Arthropoda, Arachnida, Ixodida, Argasidae. The transcript has 10 exons. Gene Ontology annotation, biological process: regulation of transcription by RNA polymerase II; cell differentiation. Bases 537 to 1964 code for a protein of 475 amino acids.